This is a messenger RNA of Tyto alba (common barn owl), 3546 nucleotides long. It is a transcript of the gene VLDLR, whose product is annotated as very low density lipoprotein receptor. Bases 254 to 2932 code for a protein of 892 amino acids. Gene Ontology annotation, molecular function: protein binding; calcium ion binding. The transcript is spliced from 19 exons. Lineage: Eukaryota; Metazoa; Chordata; Aves; Strigiformes; Tytonidae. The record is from RefSeq and is a predicted model, not a curated record.
GCCGCAGGUGCCGCGGCGGAGGAAGCGGGGGCGGGCGGCGCUGGCGAGCCAACCGGGGCCCGGCGCGGCGCCGUGAGUCACCAGCGGCCGCGCAGGGCGGCCGGGCGGCUGAUAUAAGAGCGCCGCGGGGACACCCUCCCUCCCUCCUUCCCCGUCUGGCUCCUGUCCUCCUCGCUUCUCCGGCUGCCUCGCCCUGCCCGAAAUUUUUCCUUCCCUGCUUCUCCUUCCCCCCCCCCCUCCUCCGUCCCCGGCGAUGCGGUCUGACCGGCAGCGCGGAAACCGGGGCGCCAGCUGCGGCCCCGGGUGCGGUGCGGGGCGGCGGGCGGUCCCGUGGUGCUGGGCGCUCUGCUUGCUGUUCGCCUGCAGCUGCCUGCGCGCCGACGGUGCAAGAACAAAAUGUGAAGAAUCCCAAUUCCCAUGUAGUAAUGGACGCUGUAUUCCUUUACUCUGGAAAUGUGAUGGUGAUGAAGACUGCUCUGAUGGCAGUGAUGAGAGUGCUUGUGUGAAGAAGACGUGUGCCGAGACUGAUUUUGUGUGCGUCAGUGGUCAGUGUGUGCCUAACAGAUGGCAGUGUGAUGGGGAUCCGGACUGCGAGGAUGGGUCUGACGAGAGUGCUGAACUGUGCCAUAUGAGAACAUGCCGGGUAAAUGAAAUCAGCUGUGGUCCUCAGUCAACCCAGUGUAUCCCAGUGUCCUGGAAAUGUGAUGGUGAAAAAGACUGUGACAGUGGAGAAGAUGAAGAGAAUUGUGGCAAUGUGACCUGUAGUGCAGCAGAGUACACAUGCAGCAGUGGGCAGUGUAUUUCCAAGAGCUUUUUCUGCAAUGGUCAAGAUGACUGCAGCGAUGGCAGUGAUGAGCUGGAGUGUGCACCUCCUACCUGUGGAGCUCAUGAGUUCCAGUGCAAGACCUCCACUUGCAUCCCCAUCAGCUGGGUGUGUGAUGAUGAUGCGGACUGCUCUGACUACUCAGAUGAAUCUCUAGAGCAAUGUGGCCGCCAGCCUGCACCUCCUGUGAAGUGCUCUACCAGUGAGGUGCAAUGCGCCUCAGGUGAAUGUAUCCACAAAAAGUGGCGCUGUGAUGGAGAUGCUGACUGCAAGGAUGGAAGUGAUGAAAUCAACUGCCCUUCUCGGACCUGCAGACCAGACCAGUUCAGAUGUGAAGAUGGGAACUGCAUCCAUGGGAGUAGGCAGUGCAAUGGUGUGAGAGACUGUCUGGAUGGCUCUGAUGAAGCAAGUUGUAACAAUGUUAUUCAGUGCUCUGGACCUGGCAAAUUCAAGUGCAGAACUGGAGAAUGCAUAGAUGUCAAUAAAGUGUGUAACCAGCAGAGAGACUGCAAGGACUGGAGUGAUGAGCCCCUGCAGGAGUGUAACAUAAAUGAAUGUCUGGUGAACAAUGGUGGAUGCUCUCAUAUCUGCAGAGAUCUUGUUAUUGGCUAUGAAUGUGACUGUCCAGCUGGGUUUGAGCUUCUAGACAGGAGAACCUGUGGAGAUAUCAAUGAAUGCCAGAACCCUGGUAUCUGCAGUCAAAUCUGUAUCAACCUGAAAGGGGGCUACAAAUGUGAAUGUAGCCGUGGCUAUCAGAUGGAUCUUGCUACUGGAGUGUGCAAGGCAGUGGGGAAAGAACCGUGUCUAAUUUUCACCAACCGCCGGGAUAUUAGGAAGAUCGGCCUUGAGAGGAAAGAAUACAUUCAGCUAGUAGAGCAGCUACGAAACACUGUAGCUCUAGAUGCUGAUAUUGCUGAACAAAAACUUUACUGGGCUGACUUUGGCCAAAAAGCAAUCUUCAGUGCCUCUAUUGAUACCCGUGAUAAAGUUGGAAGACACGUCAGAAUUCUGGACAACAUACACAGCCCUGCAGGAAUUGCUGUUGACUGGGUUUAUAAGAACAUCUACUGGUCUGACUCAACUGCAAAGACCAUUUCAGUGGCUAGCCUAGAUGGCACAAAAAGAAGGGUUUUGUUUCUCUCUGAGCUGAGAGAGCCAGCUUCUAUUGCUGUAGAUCCUCUCUCUGGCUUUAUGUACUGGUCAGACUGGGGUGAGCCAGCAAAAAUUGAAAAAGCAGGAAUGAAUGGAUUUGACAGACAGCAACUUGUGACAACAGAAAUCCAGUGGCCUAAUGGAAUUGCUCUAGAUCUUGUAAAAAGCCGUCUGUACUGGCUUGAUUCUAAACUACAUAUGCUGUCAAGUGUGGACCUGAAUGGCCAGGACCGUAGAAUUGUGCUGAAGUCUCAUAUGUUCCUUCCUCAUCCUCUUGCUCUAACAAUAUUUGAGGACCGUGUGUACUGGAUUGAUGGAGAGAAUGAGGCUGUCUAUGGUGCCAACAAAUUUAGUGGAUCUGAGUUGGUUACACUAGUGAACAACCUCAAUGAUGCACAGGACAUCAUUGUGUAUCAUGAACUUGUUCAGCCUUCAGGCAGGAACUGGUGUGAAGAGAACAUGGCAAAUGGAGGCUGUAGCUACCUGUGUCUGCCUGCUCCUCAGAUAAAUGAACAUUCUCCAAAGUACACUUGUGCGUGUCCUAUUGGAUACUACUUGCAGGAGGAUGGUCUGAAAUGUGCAGUUUCAGGUACUGGAACAACUGUGGCUUACACUGAGGCUAAAGAUACCAGCACAACAGAAAAAUCUCCAACUGUUGGACUAGUUCCUGGAGGAAUCAACAUCAGUGGUGGAACAUCUGAAGUAUCUGCAUCUGGAGGAACAUCAGCAGCUUGGACUAUUCUUCCUGCCUUAUUGCUGGUGAUGGCCGUAGUGGUUGGCUGCUUAAUGUGGCAUAACUGGCAGCACAGGAACAUGAAAAGCAUGAAUUUUGAUAAUCCUGUCUACCUGAAAACUACAGAAGAGGACCUCACAAUUGAUGUUGGAAGACACAACAGUUCAGUAGGACACACCUACCCUGCAAUAUCUGUUGUAAGCACGGAUGAUGAUAUGGCAUGAGCGCUGGAUCAACAAUCACUUCCAGUUUACUUGUGUUUUACACUCUUUGGGGAUAGUAACCAGGUUUGUGGCUGAAAGAGUUCCUCCAUUCUUGGAAGAAAGAAGAUACUUUCUGUAUGUAUGGAACACUUAUGUAAAUAGAUAUUUUAUACAGCUUAACAACAAACUGUAAAUACCUGUCCACAACAAUUCAGCUUUUAGUGGUUACUGUUUUAUCAGUAACCCUUGGAUUGGUCAGUCAGUAACACCACUGACCAAAUAUAAAGCACUUUCCAUAGAAAGCCAUGUUCCAGCCACAACUUGUAACACCUGUACAUAUGUGUAUAGGCCACUUGUAAAUACUAUUCUUGGAAAAUCACUACCAAGCACUUUGAAAUACUUCAAAUGUAAAUGAUUGUACACUGUCUUUUUCAAUGAUUGGGGCAAUGGCAAUAGGAAAAAACGGGUUACUAUGAUUGCCAAAAAUUUGUAAGCAUAAGUAAUUUUGUAAGUAUGAUUGAAACAAUCUUGCCUGUUACCUCUUAGGGGUAUACAGCUAUAAAUGCUCUUUAAGAAACCACUGUAAAUCUUAAAUGUGGAAAAGGGGAAAAUAAUUAAAAUAUAAAGCAUUUAAA